Contarinia nasturtii (swede midge) is the source of this 3292-nucleotide messenger RNA. RefSeq lists its product as uncharacterized. The transcript has 2 exons. The record is from RefSeq and is a predicted model, not a curated record. Bases 352 to 2931 code for a protein of 859 amino acids. Lineage: Eukaryota; Metazoa; Arthropoda; Insecta; Diptera; Cecidomyiidae.
ACAAACGAAACGAGACGAAUAACGAAAAAGAAACGUAUUUUGUAUUUUUCAUGUUAAUUUAAUUAGAAAAGAAUCAGUUUUUGUGGUCGUUUUGUGAAAUUUGUGCAUUAUUUUAUAUUUUGUAUAAAUAAAAUUGAAGAAAAUCCAAGAAAAUUGCGUUCAAAUGUAAUAUACACGUUCAAGGCAUAAUCCGUAUUGAUGACGUCUAUUUUCGAAUACGAACAACAACGACGACGACCUUUACCGUGAAUUUAUACCGUGUGUAAUUUAUAAUAAAUUUUGUCAACGACAACUGCAAUAUUUGGAUAAAACUAGUGACUGAAUAGCAAAUUCAAAGUGUAAGACCCGACAAUGAGAGAAUAUCAACCGGCUGGUUUAUUUGUGACGGCUGCGUCAACGUAUGCAAACCAAACAGCAACCGAAGCACCAACAACCGAUCAUCCAAUGCAUUCAAUGUUGAACGGCAUCGAGUCCGGAAUACGUUCACCAAUGUCGACGGACAGUCAGCUUUCGUUGUUGACAACAGCAUCAUCCAGUGUUUCACAAUCGCCACAGUGCGAUUGGCCGGAAUUUCAAGAAAAUUACAAUUCAAUUAUGGACAAUACAAAUUUACUCGAUAGUUGUGCGGCUGCAUUGAAUGACAUUAGCAGCGGUGAAGAUGGACUGUUUACAAUUCAAGCGGAAAAAUUGCGAAAAUUCAAUCGUUCGCUUAGUUCAACAACAAGUUCAUCGUUCGGAUCGGAUCCGGCGUUGGCAACGUCUGUUACAUCGGAAAAAUGCGUUGAACAAUUUACGAAAUGGCUUUGUGAAAUGGAAAAUCGAGUUGCGGCCCAACCAAAACUAUUGAAAAUCAGUGCAAUGAAAGCGAAACAAAAGGCCGCUCAAAAGGAAAUCCAUUCAAAUAUUUACAAAGAAAUUGUCGCACAACCGUGCAUUGUAAAAGGAAACGAACACAAGUCGCUUCAAGAACGAUAUCAUGUGUUAUAUUUAAAAGUAUACGAGGUGUUAAUAUUGCUUGAAGGAUUGCCCGCCAACAUUUUUUCGCCAUCAUCAAAUCCCAUUCUCGGUGAAUCAUUCAACGAAUUGGAGUGUAGCUCGAGUACAGAAAGCAAAGAACAUUCAUCAGAUCACGUUGACCAUGGUGAUAAUGAACAUGAACAUUUUGACUAUGAGUACAGUGAUAAAACCAUCGAUACAGAACAAAAAACACCAAUUUACACUGAAACCAGCGUGUUAUCAACGAGCAUUGGCACAUACUAUUUCAACUAUGACGAUAGCAUCGUACAACAACAAACAAAUGAUGAUAACAUUCAAUUGAGCAGCACUAUUUUUGAAAACAAUGAUAAGGAGUUUACAUUUGAACAUGAUUUGCAUUCAUUGCUCAAUGCAACCGAUAGCCUGUGCAUCAAGUCAUACGGUGAACAUACAGCAGUUUCAGAAGGGCAACGACCAAUUCAACAACAUUUACAGCCGAACGAAACGUUUGAUCCGAAGAAAAAAUACAUUUGGAAUGAAAUCGAUUUUAGUAAAUUGGCCGCCGAAACACAACCGCAAGGAAAUUGUCUAACGAACGAUUAUCAUCACAAAGUGUUCGAUUGGUUGCACACGAAAACGACAACGACACCCGCCGAUAGUUACAAAUCGAAAUCAACGGUUAGUUUGGACGGUUUAACAGCAAGAACGAUCGAAGACGACUAUCGUCUGGUAUAUCGUGCCAAAUCGGAAAUGGAUUUAUCGAAAAGUCAUCAGUGUCAUCGAUUGGAUACGUACAAUCGGACGUCAUCGUUGCACACUUCAGUAAAUUGUUUGCCAACGAAUUUGAGUCCAAGCAAACGCUUAUCGACGUCGUUAAGCGAUUCAAUUCCGGAGGAAAGUUCAUUAAUUUGGGAUAACUUUCAAUUGGCCAAUGAAUUUAUGAAAUCAGAUAGUGAUUUUGCCGGCAGCGAUUUGGAUACGAAAGAUUUAAUCAAUAAAUUGUGCUACUUUGGCGAUGAUUAUUCGAUGCAUUUGAACGAUGCACUCGUCGCCAACACAACCGAAAGUGAAAAUGAAUCAGUCCAGAGUGUUGCCAAAUCACCGAACAAAGAAAAGACGAUAUUGAAUGUCUUCGAAACGCCACCAUCGUCAAAAUGUGAAUUGAUUAAAACUAGACGCAGCCGUCGCAUUCGUAACAAACGCUUCAAAAAUUACUCAACAACUUCAACAUUAGAUUCGUCAUCGUCUGCAUCACAUUCAACAUUCUCACUGGAUCAAUCAUCCGAUGCUAAUUUAUCCGAAGCCACAACGGCAUCAGUCAAUUCAAAUAUUCACGUUGAUGAUUCACAAUCGGCAAUAACACACACCGCAUUCGUACCCGAACAGACAAUUUCGUACAACACUGAUGAAAAACAAUUUGAACUACACACAAAGGACCACAACGAACCAAAGAAAAUGAAAAUUAAUGAAAUGCGACCCGAAGACUUUUAUGACAUUGUCAAAAUGUGUCAGAGUAACAUCGAUUGUGUGAUAACAGUUUUGGGCGCUGAAUCCGGUCGCAUUCUCACCGUUGCUUAUUGCCAACAAAUGAAGUACGAACGAUAUCAAAAGUCAAACAAUGAAACAUGCAAAUGCGAACAACAACAACACCAACACCAACAAAACACGAACACAACCAUUGAAAAUAUGCAAAUGACAAAAGAGACGGAAUGCAAUUGCAACGGUCAAAUCGCCAUGAGUAUAUCGAACGAAACGUGCAUAUGCAGUUGGGUAUCGCAUCAAAUAGCAAUGAUAUUAAAUUUUCUCAUCGAUUGUUGGAACGUUUUCCGAAACAUGAAAUUAUACACGUAUUUGUGCCGGGUUACCAAGGCUCUGUUCGGUUCAACGCGAUACGUGGCCGAUCACCUCAAAGCAAAAAAAGACAUUGUCAACGUCAAAGCAAUCAAAUAUUCAUGAAAUAAAAUAAAAUUUGAACAAAAGUAAGUUAGGAUUUUUGAAAUCGUAUCGCAUAUCACUUUUGCAAAUGUCACAAGUGUCAAUUAUUAACUUAGGAAGAAAUGAACUAUCAAUAUCGUCCAUUUAUCUCAUAUCAAUUUAUAGAGUUUUUUUAUGGUGUUAAUUUUGGAUUCGUGGCGAAUAUUGCGUGAAAAGAUAAUGCACAAAAUCUAUUUCGUAACCAGUUUAACAAUUCUCAUUGAAUUCGUAAUAAUACCGAUAAGUGAUUUAAUAAAAACGAAUAUCGUUAUCAAAAUGUUUAGAAUAAUAUGACCAAAGGGAAAAAUGUUGAAAAAUGAAUAUUGAAAAAUGUUCGAGUAUA